Trypanosoma brucei brucei TREU927 is the source of this 1230-nucleotide messenger RNA. RefSeq lists its product as hypothetical. Gene Ontology annotation, biological process: magnesium ion transmembrane transport. The record is from RefSeq and is a predicted model, not a curated record. Bases 1 to 1230 code for a protein of 409 amino acids. Gene Ontology annotation, molecular function: magnesium ion transmembrane transporter activity. Gene Ontology annotation, cellular component: membrane. Lineage: Eukaryota; Euglenozoa; Kinetoplastea; Trypanosomatida; Trypanosomatidae. The transcript has a single exon.
AUGACUGUGUCUGAAUUCGGCAGGUCUCGGGUGCUUUACAGACGUAAUGGUGUCUCUGAUGUCAUCGAGGUGGGGAACACUACCGAACUGAAUGAUGUCAUUGCAUUACUUCGGUCCUUCUCUGGCGUUCCCAAGUCAUAUACAACUCUAGUUACCCCGUCUCUUGCCGAGCUGUGCGAGGAUGCGGUUGGCGUGGAACGUUUGUGGACCAGCUCCGCCGAGCGCACUGAGCCGAAAGACUUUGCAUGGCUUGAAGUUGAGACGGAGAGCGACGAAGUGAUGAGACAGGUUCUCUCGGCGUUUCCCAUCCAUUCCAAAACGAGCGAGCUGGUACGGAGUAGUGAAAAUAGAGUGGAGGUCGUGGAGAUAUUUCCGUCUUGCGGUUACGUAUGGGUUAGCAUCGCCGCCAAGGGGGCUGCAUCAGAGUCUAGCGUUCCUGAGGAUGAUGAACCUGUUGUAGUCUCACUGAUUGCGUAUGAGCAGUUUCUUAUCACGAUGCAUCGUAAACCUCUUUCGGGGUUUGAGGACAUGAAGGCGCACAUGGAAAUGCUUGUUAAGUCCCCAGCUUCGUAUGGGGCACCAGUUCCCACGGCCGUAUGCUCUCUAAUAAGUGGUUUUGUCAAGGAGUAUCAAAAGGAGCUACUAUCGUUACUUGUUGAUGUUGAUAACGUCAACGAAUUAGUUCUCGAAAUCCAACCCUCGGAGUGUGAUCAGCUGGAUUUGCUGCGACGUAUCGAUGAUCUUCGGCACAGUCUCUCGCGGGUGCAGGCAUCUUAUUUCGCCAAGGAGCGCGUGCUGCAGAGACUUCUUCUUCCUGUUGUGAAGCGUACUUUCAUAUCCUCUGCCGUAGGUGUUGCCGCUCGGUACCAAAGGAUGCUUUCCGGUUUAAUUCUUUCUAUUGAAAGGCUGCGGAAGGGUCGUGAUGUUCUCAAUAUGUCGAGCAUGGGCCUUGUAAGUGGUGUUUCAAUGCGGUUACUGCAGCGCUGUUAUUGGAUGGACUACUUGAAUAAUGUUAUGACGAUGAUGACGCUUGUUAGCAUGCCUAUAUCUAUUAUCCCGGGCCUUUUCACCAUGAACGUUCGUGUUCCCUUUGAGGACAGUGAGAGCUUCGUGCCCUUCUAUGUUAUUGUGGCAGUCACCGCUGGAAUUUUUUUCCUAGGGAUGUCGUACCCGGUGUAUUUGUACCUCACCUUUAAGUCUCCGGGCGCGCUGGUGCCCACUUCGCACUAG